CGUACUAGUGUCGCUCACCAUCUGCCCAAAACCAAAAUGGCCGCUGCGGAAUCACUGCAUGCAGUAGUGAAGUGUGUUGUCACCCACGCUUCCAGUGAGAGUCAUGUCGGUGCUGAAGCUGCGUCUACCGCCUAACGAUGGCCCGGUGCUGUCCGUGGUGGACAUGCAUACCGGUGGGGAGCCUCUGCGGAUCGUGCUGAGCGGGGCGCCGGUACCGAGCGGGAGCACAAUCCUGGAGAAGAGGCGCUGGGUGCGGGAGAACAUGGACUGGGUGCGCAGGAUGCUGAUGCUGGAGCCCCGCGGUCACCAGGACAUGUAUGGAGCGCUGCUGGUGCCCAGCGAGGAGGCCGAGGCCCACCUGGGGGUGCUCUUCAUGCACAAUGCCGGCUACAGCACCAUGUGCGGGCACGCUAUCAUCGCCCUGGGGCGCUUUGCUGUGGACUACAAGCUGGUGGAUCCGCAGGGGCCGGAGACCCCGGUCAAUAUACACUGCCCCUGCGGUCUAGUGCGGGCCUAUGUCUCCUAUGCUGAGGGCUGCAGUGGCCGAGUGCGCUUUCACAGCGUCCCUGCCUUCACCCUCUGCACAGAUGUUCCGGUUGAUGUUCCGGGCUAUGGGCAGGUAGUAGUGGACGUUGCGUAUGGAGGAGCAUUCUACGCAUUUGUUAGUGCAGAGCGCUUUGGCCUGGACGUUUGCACAUCGAGGACAAGGGACAUAGUUGCUGCUGCAGCUGCUGUGACUGAUGCCGUAAAGGCUCAGGUCAAAAUCAUCCAUCCAGACAGUGAAGACCUGUCUUUCUUAUAUGGCACCAUAGUAACCGAUGGAAAGGAUGCAUACAGCGGGGAACCCACUGCCAAUAUCUGUGUAUUUGCCGAUUCCCAGGUUGAUCGCAGCCCUACCGGUUCUGGGGUGACGGCUCGCAUCGCUCUGCAAUACCACAAAGGUCUAAUACAGCUGGAACAAACCCGGACCUUUAAGAGUGGCGCCACAGAUUCCUUGUUCACUGGAAAAGCAGUCAAGGAAACGGUUUGUGGUGACUAUAAAGCGGUGAUUGUGGAAGUUUCUGGCCAGGCUUACUACACUGGUACAUCAAGCUUUAUCCUGGAAAGCGAAGACAUACUAAAAGAUGGAUUCCUGCUGAAGUAACAGGACCGUUCAUACUGUAUAUCUCAUUCUGCUGUUCUCUCUGCAGUGCCAGUCACGUUCAAUACUGAAACAGAAAUGUAUUGUUCAGAGAAGACUGUUUAUGAAAAGCUACAAACUUCUUUCUUGGUGGGAGUCCAAAGAGAGAUUGCCCAGGCCGCAGUAACAUUGUACGCGGUUGGUAUCGAUAUCCUGGCACACAGAAUCAUGUCGGUCAGAAUGGCAACAGCGGCAUCCCAAUAUUCAAAAUCCAGACGGAUUCUGAUCAUUAUUUUAACCCUGUCUCCUCCCGCAGUCUAACCCUAACCCCCCUCCCCCUAGUGCCUAACCCUGGCCACAGUACUUACCGCCGGGAUUCGUUGGGAUGCUGCUUACGGCAUUCUGACCGCCUGGAUUUUGUGCACCAUGAUUGUAUGUAAUAACCUUACAUUGCUUCACUCGGAGGGUGAAGAACAUAUAAAGUAAUAACAGGAAAAAUGUAAGCAUCCAUUAUUAGAACUACAUAUUACUGUAGGGAAAUCUGAAGCAGUUACUUAUUAAUGUAUGCUUACGUCUUUUAUCUAUAUAUUCCAUUGUUUAUACUAAUAUAAUCUACAUAUAACUAC
This is a messenger RNA of Pseudophryne corroboree (corroboree frog), 1746 nucleotides long. RefSeq names its product trans-L-3-hydroxyproline dehydratase (gene L3HYPDH). The coding region runs from base 104 to 1144 and encodes 346 amino acids. NCBI's taxonomy places the organism in Eukaryota, Metazoa, Chordata, Amphibia, Anura, Myobatrachidae. The record is from RefSeq and is a predicted model, not a curated record. Gene Ontology annotation, molecular function: hydro-lyase activity. The transcript has 5 exons.